Molecule: messenger RNA, 2206 nt
Organism: Apis florea (little honeybee)
Lineage: Eukaryota; Metazoa; Arthropoda; Insecta; Hymenoptera; Apidae
Source: RefSeq, a predicted model, not a curated record
UAACGGUAUAUUUUAAUGGACGAAUUUUAAUUCGAAAGGAGGAAAUGUUGGAAGAGACGCGCGCGAAUAUUGGUCGUCGAGGAGAAGAGUAGAGGAUGGUGCGAUAAGGAACACGGUGUGGCGGGAAGGAGUGCAAAAUGCCCCAAGGAAGCAUCCAUUGGCAAGGGACGCAGAGAAGAGCCUGCGGUCCAGGAGCUCACUGGAAUGUUCAGGUGGUGAGAGGCAAGGUGACAACACGAUGCUUGUGGUACGCCUGCAAAGCUCUCGGAAUUGGUCUGCUACUAAUGCUUUUAGGAGCUUGCAUGGCGACCAUAGGAUACUUCGCAGAUCAGCUAUCCGUGGCUCAAGAGAUCAGAGGUAACCUAACAAUAAGAGUGAAGAAUGAAUCACGUGGAUUUCAUCUGAAUAACCUCAGUUAUGCUGGUCCAAUUGUAAUGGGCGUGGGAGGAUUUAUCGUGGUGGCAGCCUGUGUAAUGACUUUCGAGGCCCGUGACAACGCUGCCAAAGUGGUUCCGGCCCGUUUCCGUUUUAAUCAAACGUCGACAAUAAAAAAUACGAGGAAUCAACGGAACCGUAGAUCCACGUCAAGUCAAACGACGAAAUGGGAUCAUCAGUUAGGCGUGUUCAAAGUGAACAGAAGUCCGAGCCCAAGCAUACACGAGGUUUCGAGGAAACAAUUGACCGCGGAGUUCAUGCAGUUUUCGAAAGAAUUGAACGAGAAACAGGCUGGCCACUCGAUUAAAAAGAGUCCCAGCGCGCCAACAUUGAUAGACAAAAAAUCACCACGUAAAAGAACGUCAAAAUACGCUGGAUGCGCUUUAUUAAAUCCGGAAUUAUUGCAAAGACAUGCCCUUUCCGUUGAUAACCCGAGCUACAGUCCUCAUCAGGUCAGCAGAGAAAGUUUGGAUCAGCAAAAGAUGGGAGGCAGCCAGGUUUCAAUGGCGAUGGAUUUGCACAUUCCUAAUAAAGGUCCAGUUACGUUGAAAGUUAAAGAUAGAUCGGACACAGCGAGGCGUCAUCAACUGCUUCGACAAACGAAAGUUGAUUACGUCGAAGAAGUUGAUGAAGCUGUUAAAUCACCGACCGGUCGCGGUUACUCGCCUAAAUUAUCAGGUGCCUAUAGCAAAUAUCCAGACGAUUUUGUACCGAGGAAAAGAAAUUCGAUAGAUAUAAAAUUAUUAGAGGAAUUGACAGCGUCGAAAGAUCUUACAAAAAUAUCACCUAGAGAUUUUCGUAAAAUCUCUUCGCCCAGCUUCCAUAAAAUGUCAUUCGACAAAAGUGGAAGUGAUCGUAGGAUCGAGAGAAGCAUGGGCCAACGUAAAGCCAGCCUUGAAUUCAGGAAAAGUCCCGAUUUUCGGAGGGGAGAUUAUAGGAAAUUGUCAGUGGACAGAUUCAGUAUCGAUUGCGCUAAAUAUCUAUCCGACGAUGUGGAAAUGAGAUCAAGGGCGAGCAGCGGUGACAAUCUGAGAAGACAACGGCAACCGAAACUGCAUCACUCUAGAUCGGAUGACAAUAAGAGGGCGUCGUUCGAAAGACACCAGAAAGACGCUCAAUCGAGCCGAUACUCUUUGAACACGCAAGCGGUCAUCGAGAGCGGGGGAUCAGAGGCGGAAUUCAAGUAUUUCACAGCAACGUCACUUGACACGGAAGAAAGUCGCGCUGACAAUUCAGACGACAGCCACGCGAUCGAUAUGGACGAACAGAUAGCAACGAAUGUGCCGUCCGACGGACCGACAGAAGCUGAUGCCUUACUCGAGGAACCUGAAUUAGAGAACGUGGCCGAAACCGACGUUGAGAGCUCGAGGGACGAGAUGGACGAGACUGAAACGUACGAUGAAGCUGUGUUAAGAACGAAAAAUUUAAUAUCUAACGAUCAGAAGAGACAGGGGAAGAAUAAUAUUCGUAACGUGGAUGAAAGAUUGGAUGAUUUUGUGAAAAACAAAGAAACGAUAUUGUACAUAAAAGAGCACGAAAUUUAGGAGAAAGAUUAUCGAUCAUCAUCUGAUCGAACAUGGAAUAUGAUUAAAAUAAAAUAAAACGUGUAUUGCGAAUGAUUGGAAAAAGAAGAUUUUUGAAAAAUGUUUGAAUUUUCCACGUUAGGUACACGUUUAAUAGAAUAUUGAGAAAUUGAUAAAUUUAUUGUAUCCAAGUUGAUACAGCCGCUUGUUGUUUGAUAACGUAUAUUUAGUUAAAAAAAAAAAAAAAA